AUGGGACUGUUUUCACGACUGAAGAAAGCCUGCAAAGUGGAGCGUGUAGACGCACCCCAAACCUGUGUGCUGCUCAAAUACACGACCAUCACGGCGGAAAACCAAGGGCAUCCUCACCCUCUUGAUGAGACGCCUGGUGGUGCUGAUGAGAUAGUUGAUAGGGAAAGGGAGGCAGGGAGACGAGAGAGAAUUAAGAAGAGGUUUUGUAGAGCUUUUCUUAAUCUCUUUCGCCUAAGAACUGGAAAAUACGACCUGGCUAAGUCUGAGAAAGUGUACCGAAGUGAGGCUGGGUCGUAUCGGGGACUUACCGAUGGUAAAAUCACAUAUGAUGAUAGAGAUCAGACUUCUCUACAACACAUCCCUGUUGUAGAGAUCCAUGAUCAUCAAGAAGCUCAUGCUUCUGAGGUCCUCCCAGCUUUAGAGAAACACCUGGAGCAGGAUGUUCCUAAACCUCAGGGUGUCCCUCAAUCUCCAGGCGUCCCUCAACCUCAGGGUGUCCCUCAAUCUCAGGACGUCCCUCAACCUCAGGGUGUCCCUCAAUCUCAGGACGUCCCUCAACCUCAGGACAUCCACACUCCAGUUGGUUUGACUGAAGAGGACAUAGUGGAAGCGCUGGUCAAGGAUCAGUCAUCUCUACAGCACAUUAUAGAGAUCUGUGAUCUUCAUGAAGCUCCAGUCUCUGAAGUCCUCAUCGCUGAGGAUCAGAUGGAGCAGGACGUCCUCCAACAUCAGGACGUCGAUGCUCCAGUAAGUUCUGCUGAAGAUGACAAAGCAGAACUGGUCAAGGACCAGUCUUCUCUACAGCAAAUUGUAGAGAUUCAUGAUCAUGGAGAAGCUCCAGUCUCUGAAGUCCUCCCUGCUGCUGAGGAUCAGCUGGAGCAGGGCGUCCUCCAACAUCAGGACAUCGAUGCUCCAGUAAAUUCUGCUGAAGAUGACAAAGCAGAACUGGUCAAGGACCAGUCUUCUCUACAACAAAUUGUAGAGAUUCAUGAUCAUGGAGAAGCUCCAGUCUCUGAAGUCCUCCCUGCUGCUGAGGAGGGCGUCCUCCAACCUCAGGACGUCCACACUCCAGCUAGCUCCUCUGAAGAUGAUGAAGCAGAGGAGCCGGAGAACAACCACAUUUUCUGGCGAUAUGAAUUUGGCUCCAAGCUGGGUGAAGGAAGCAACAGCCACAUACAUGCAGGGACUCGCUGCAAGGAUGGCCUUAAGGUUUAUUUAUUUAUUUGUACUCCGAUUUAUGAAUGGAAUGACCUCUGUGCAAAUGCUUAUUGUUAAUUCUUUGCUUUGUUGCUCAGGUGGCUGUGAAAAUUGCUGAAA
Messenger RNA from Carassius auratus (goldfish), 1317 nucleotides. RefSeq lists its product as uncharacterized. The coding region runs from base 1 to 1275 and encodes 424 amino acids. Lineage: Eukaryota; Metazoa; Chordata; Actinopteri; Cypriniformes; Cyprinidae. The record is from RefSeq and is a predicted model, not a curated record. The transcript is spliced from 6 exons.